AUGGUACUCCCGAUAUUUAUCAUUGGCACGGCAAGUGCGGGCGUGGCCACUGGCUACAGUAUGUACUGGGCGGGCACAGCACUCGCGUGUCCGUCGUCGAUCCGUAACCCCCCACCCAAAAGCACGAGCAGCCUCCUGGCUGGCGGAGGCUCUGCCCUAGCGGCAUACUCAAUCCAAGUGCGAGCUCUCAACCGCUACGUAUCAAGUGCAUUGACGUACGAAGUUCCCAAGAACGUGACGGCCUGGAGCUUUCGCGACUUUCUGCGCAUCGCUGGACCGGUCGUGGCUCCUCGUGUCGCUAUGUUUUCGACGUCCGCGGCGCUGAUGGGGUUUGUAUCCACUAAGCUGGAUCUGUCCCGAUCCCCCGAAGAGAAGCGGCGGUCCGAAACAGCAUAA
Hyaloperonospora brassicae is the source of this 396-nucleotide messenger RNA. NCBI's taxonomy places the organism in Eukaryota, Oomycota, Peronosporomycetes, Peronosporales, Peronosporaceae. The record is from the annotation of a GenBank genome assembly.